AUGGCGCCAUAUCAGAGUAAACCAUCGAAGGAUGGCAAUGCGCUAUUUGCCAAGCUGCCUCCAGAAGUUCGCUGCAAGAUAUGGUCUCUUCUCGUGGUCAAGCCUAAUGGUUCAGUGUUUCCGGUGCUCAUUCCAACGUAUGCAGCAACAGAGAGAUUCGUCUGUAUGGACUGGACAAAAAGUGUGCCCAACGUGACUCUCCAACUGGAUGCUAUUACGCAGACUUGCAAGCUGUUCUACGCCGAUCAGGAAGCUCAUCUACUCUUCUACAAGCUCAACAAAUUCCAAUUCCCCGGAAGCCGCGAGUGCCUCACAUAUGUCGCAUCAAUCACUCCUUCUCGACGACAAGCAAUCCGCAACAUCACCAUCUCAUCUAGCCCAGUCGCUUAUGAUACCCGGGACGUCAAGGCCAGGAAGCCGAGCGAGCGUCUCCUCGCCAUCGCCUCACUCUGCCCAGGUCUGCAAGUCUUCAAAAACGAUAACCUCUUCUUUCAAGCAGACUCAAUGACGCAAUGGGCUGUUAUGCUAGCUAGAUUUCUUGAAGCUUUUGUCUCUCAACUACCGCAGCUCAAGGAAGUCUCAUUCCGGGGUGGGAAAGGAGACCGCGCGCUGGUUUUUGGCUCCAUGGCCGAGAGCGCAGAAUUUUACUGGGAAACGUUGGAUCAGUUCGCGUAUAGCUGGAAGAGACAAAGCGUAUCCUUUAGCAUACCCGGCGAGGAGGCGCUGACCAGAGUAUGGAAGCUGUUGCGUGAUCGAAAGCCGGCGGUCGGUUUGCCACUGCCCAGGAGCCGCCUCAGAGCUGCCAUCGCAAGCACGCCCAUCCUGACGCUUGGUGAGAAUCGGCGCAAGCUGAAAGAGAGCGGAACAGAAGAUACGCAUGGCGAUAAUCCUGUACCAUCUGCGCCCGACCGCAUAUUUAGCGGUGGUUCUUGGAUCAGAGGAUUUCGAAUGCCUGGUGAUCAGCGCUUCCCUCGGCUGUAUAUUGGCAAUAAAUGGUACGGGUGGCAUCAAGUUUUCCAUUCGGACAAGAUAUCUGAGCCUCAAGCCGAACGCUUCUUGGAUAUGGCCCUGGAACUCUUCGCCUCGAAACACCCACCGUGGGUGCACGCCAAGCGUGCGAGCAAAGGGAGGCGUCAUGGAGAUUGGAGGGCCGAAAGCAAGAUGAUCAACGCCAUAUGGGAGAUGAAGCGUCUGAGCAGGAAGGCCAAGUUAGGGGCAUUGAAGAAGCUAUAUAAAAAGUCGCGUUGGAGGCGCGGCAGAAAUUAUUAUCACAUGUAG
Messenger RNA from Trichoderma reesei QM6a, 1278 nucleotides. RefSeq lists its product as uncharacterized. The transcript is spliced from 3 exons. The coding region runs from base 1 to 1278 and encodes 425 amino acids. The record is from RefSeq and is a predicted model, not a curated record. Lineage: Eukaryota; Fungi; Ascomycota; Sordariomycetes; Hypocreales; Hypocreaceae.